Messenger RNA from Plutella xylostella (diamondback moth), 5413 nucleotides. Lineage: Eukaryota; Metazoa; Arthropoda; Insecta; Lepidoptera; Plutellidae. The record is from RefSeq and is a predicted model, not a curated record.
AACAUCCGUUCAAUGGCUGCACCAGAAAAACCAAAAGCACCAGAACAAGAAAAAUGGUAUUUUACCAAAGAACAACUGCAGAAUUCUCCAAGCAAAAGAUGCUGUUUAGAUGCAGAUAAAGAGCUGGCCUAUCGGCAGCAGGCCGCCAACCUCAUACAGGACAUGGGGCAGAGGCUCCAAGUCUCUCAACUAUGUAUCAACACGGCAAUUGUGUACAUGCAUCGCUUCUAUGCGUUCCACUCAUUCACACAAUUUCACCGGAACUCCAUAGCGGCUGCUGCCCUCUUCCUCGCUGCCAAGGUAGAGGAGCAGCCGCGCAAGCUAGAAUACGUGAUCAAGGUGGCCCACGUGUGUCUGCAUCGAGGGGAGCGCGGCGACGCGGUGUCACAGCUGACCACCGAACAGUACCAGGAACAGGCACAGGACUUGGUAUUCAACGAGAAUGUCCUCCUGCAAACGUUAGGUUUCGAUGUGGCUAUAGACCACCCCCACACGCACGUGGUGCGGACGUGUCACCUUGUGAAAGCGCCUAAAGACCUGGCUCAGACGUCCUACUUCAUGGCGUCCAACAGUCUGCACCUGACGACCAUGUGUCUGCAGUACCGGCCGACGGUGGUGGCCUGCUUCUGCAUACACCUGGCUUCCAAGUGGAGCAAUUGGGCGAUACCUCAAUCGAGCGAGGGCCGCCACUGGUUUUCUUACGUGGACCGCUCGGUGACGGCGGAGCUGCUGGAGCGGCUCACGGCCGAGUUCCUGCACAUCUUCGACAAGUGCCCCUCGCGCCUCAAGAAGAAGAUGAAGACCAUGUCCAACAACAGUGGCAGCUCCCCGCACUCGGCGCCCGGAUCAUCUUCUGGAGGUCCCUUCGACAAGAAGCACGUGAUGCCGAGCAGCGAUGACUUUGAUAAGAGCUUUGAUAGAGAAUACGAGCGCGAGAAGCGGCGCCAGCCAAUGCCGGGCGGCUACGUGCCCGCCGCCGGCGCCCAGCCCACCAAGAUCGACCACAACGCGUACCGAGAGAAGAGGGAGCGAGAGGAGCGCGAGCGACAGAGACAGGCGGCGGCGCGCGCCCCCCCGCGCCCGCCCGCGCCGCCCCCCCGUGCGCCGCACAAGCCGCCGCCGUCGUGGCCGCCGCAGCACCACGCCAAGCACCAGCAUCAUAAGCCGUCUGCACAUCCGGACCAUAGGCACCACCGCCCCCCCUUCCCCGCGCCGCAAGAGGUCCCGCAGCGCACGCGGCCGCCCUCGCUGUUCUCUCCCGAGAACGCAACGGCUCCAGCCGUGGCCGCCACCAGCUCCGUGCCUAGAAGGCCGCAAGAGCAGCGUCCGGCGCCGCGCCCCCCGCACCGCCCCAAGGAGCCCCCGCCCGCGCCCGCGCCCGACGCCCGCGUGCGGGACAUGCAGCCGCCCGCCAUACUGUCGCCCUUCUCCUCGCCCCCGCCCAAGGAACACAAACCCCGGCAACGACAACCAUCGAAUUCGGAGCCAGAACUCGUCCCAGUUGUUAAGAAACUCGAUGAGACGCCUGGCUAUGAGAAUUUACUAAGAGACUCUCAAAGGAGCAGUCAGGUUAGAAGACCGCCCGAACAGAAACGCCCAGAGCCUACAAUACCACCGUCGAGACCGCUGAAUGGCAUAGAAACAGAUCCGACGCUAGUGUCGAAUUUAUUGAAAGAGAGCCUGGCGAAACCGGCCCCGAUCACCGUGCAAGUUGAGAAGCGAUCGCCGGAGGAAGUCAAGCGGGAGGUGAAGAGAGAACCGGUCAUAGAACCACCACCGGUUGUGGUCCCUCCAGUAGUGGUAGACCCGCCCCCCGCGCCAGCUGCCCCGCCCGCCGACGAGGCCGAGCACAGACACAAGAAGGAGAAGAAAAAGAAGGAGAAACACAAACACAAAGACCGCGACAAGUCGAAGGAGGAGCGCAAGAAACACAAGAAGGAUAAGGAGAAGAAGCCGGAAGCCCCAGCUCAACCCCCCGCCGAGCCUACUAACGACACUCUCAGGAUCACCAUCCCGAGGGAUAAGCUAGCAUCUAGCCCGGCGCAGGGUCUGAAAAUCAAGAUACCUAAAGAAAGGCUAGCGGUCCAACCGCCGCCGCCGCCGCAGCAGACCUCCGGCCUCAAGAUCAAGAUAUCCAAAGACGUGCUAGACUCGUCUCGCAAGCGUUCGGCGCUCCCCGACAACGGACCCCCCAUGAAGAUGCAGCGGCAGAACGGAGCACCACACCCUCACAAGGUAGGCAACUGGCACACGCCACCCCCUUACAGGCCGCCGCUGCCGUACUACAUGGUGCAGCCGCCUCCCGCCUUCGGGAUGAUGCACUUUAUGGGCAUGGACGGGUACUACUAUCCGCAGAUGGGGUAUCAUCAUCAUCAGCCGCCCCCGGCCCAGCCGCCGCCAGCCCAGGCGCCGCCGCUGCCCCCGCUGCCGCCGCCGCCUGUUCCGCCGCCGCCGCCGGAGUAGAUAAAAAUAUUGGCAAGGAUCCCUUGGCAUCUGUGGCAUUUAUUUGGUAACGAAAUUGCUGCUAAUAUUUUAGCAGUGACUGGGAUUGCGUUUUGAGUUAUUUUACGUGUGACAUUUGCAUUAUUAUUUUCUAUAUCAUAGAUAUAACAUCUUACUCGGACUACUACUAUUUCGGACUAAAAUCAGUUGUCUAUAAUGCCUGCUGAUGAUGUUGAUGAUGUCAUCAGAGGUAAUAUAGAGAAUUUACGUGAUGAUGACAUGGGUAAAAUAAUUAUUUGCUACGCGGUCUCGAAUUUUACGUUGCAAUCGUGAAAUGAAUAUGCCAAUAAGUGCCAAAGGGUCUUUUUCAUGAGAUCAGUCGAUUGUGAAAGCAGACAUCUUUGUUGAACCUGUCAAAAACUUGGUCAAUUACACAGUAAGAUUAUUGAGUCUGGGCUCUCAAAUAUUAGAUUUCUGUUUUUAUAACCAGGCUUGCGUUCUUACGCGAUAGAUAGUAAAUUUUUGAGAAAGAUUUGGAUUUAUUAGUUCUACAGACGUAGGCAUUAAAAUCAUUAUUAUUUAUAAAUUUUACAAUCGUAAUUAUUGUUGCGAUUACUUACAUCGAGUAUCGUUUCAAAAAUAAUUGUUUUCUAUUUUUAUAAGAUUUUUGCCAUGACACAAUGGAGGUUUCGGGGGGUAGAUAGCUAGACAAAAUAUUUUCAUGUUUAUCUUUAAAAAUUUAAAUAAAUUUUAUAACCUAUGUGAGUCAUAGUAUUCAUAGUCGAUAGCGCUCUGAACAGAAAUAAUUAUAUCAACUACUCUGACUUAACUGAGAUCAUUAACUUGGUUAUAUUUAGCCAGAAGGUCUCAGAAAUUGAUCAACUUGUCACUUACUAUACCUCAAAUUCAAUUUAAUACUGUAUAUCAAAAGUUAAUCAUAUUAUAAAAUGUUGAUGUCUAUUUAUCAUAAUAUUCUAAUAAAGUAAAACAGUAGGUAAAUAUUUUUGAACAUUUUUAAAUGUAUGGCUUGAUGCUAGUUGAAAAAUAUACGAAUUAUUGCCGAAAUACAGGUUAUUUACUGUAGUCUUAAAGAUAUGAUCUGGUAUGAUUAUGCACUUGUGUAUAUUUCUAUUUUGUAUCUGUAUUUCCUUAUCUAUUACUGAACAAAAAUACUUAUUACUUUGAUUUUCUCUUUCUUACUCAUUAUAUUUAAUACAUAAGGACUAAAGAAUACCAGUAAUCAAUAAAUCGUUCACAAAAUGUAUACCUUUACUAUUAUAUUUAUAUACUUAUAUUUACUCAAAUAUCACUUAUAUACCUUACCUUUUAACUUUUUACAUGUUUCAUAGAAUUAGGCGUAUUACUUAUAUACCCGUUUUUCCAUUUUAUAUGUAUAAGGAAACUUGUUAUAUUGAAUGUUGUCGCUUGUGUAGUUAGUAAAAAAAAAUAUGGAUAUAUUUACAUAUACAUAGUUUCGUAACUUUACAGAUGUUUUCAAUGUUGUUAUGUAAGUAUAAUAUAUAUUAUGGUGUAUAAUAAGAUGUCGUGAAGUCUUAAGGACUUAAUAUUUAUAGUUUAGCAGCCUUUCAUUCCAUUAAUCUUUAGUUUUAUUUAUUAAACAAAAAUAAACAUAAAAAUACAUUACCAGAACAGCUUUAAAAUUAAUAUUUUUUCUAGUUUUAUAUUUUACGAAAGUUAUCAAAAUACGAAUAAGAUAGCGAAUAAAAGCUGACUGCGUGUUGAUUUUUUACAAUGUUUAUGAAAACGUGCUUAUUGCUCAAGAAAUAUCUAAAUGUACCCGAAUACAGGGUGAUUAAAAUGUUCCUUUAAAAAAAACUGAAUUAAAACAAAACUGUUGUAUAUUCGAUAAGCAUUUAAAAGUAUUAAACUAAUAUUAUAUUGUUAAGAUUGGUUGUUAUUUUCAAUAUUUGCUGAGAUCAAACAUGUAUUUUUUGGGGGCGUGUAAAAAAUUGGUGCCAUUAAAUGUUACCAUUUUUUGUUGUUGUUAAAAAUAUAUUCGCUGUUUGAUGAACAUAAUUUAGUAAGUACUUAAGAAUAUUAUUUCUAGCCAUUGGGCUACACAAGACAUCAGCCUGGCAUAGUUAUUGGUUUAGUAUCGGAAAAAAAUAUCAUGAACAAGAUUAGAACUUAUUUUUUCUAAGCAAGUAACAGUUUUUUUUCGAACCAUUUGAUCAUUUUUUUUUUGUAUAUCAUACAAUUUGAUUUUUUUUAAAUAUAAAUAUUGCCAGAUUGAUUGUUUUGUAGCCUAAAAAAGUGUAACUAUUUUGUAUUUUUGGAACAAUUCAUAUACAUACCUACUGUGUAACUCUAAUUAUAAGAUACCUAGUAUAAAAUGAUUUUGAAAAAAAUGUUUGAGAUUAAUGUUACGAAUUUCACGUUGUUUACUUAAAGUUAAGUUGUCGGUUAUUUAUUUUUUUGAACUCCAAUAUUUCUUUUAAUAUGUAGAAGAGCAAAUUAUUAUUUUACUUACUUACCUACCUUUUACUUAUCUACAUUCUAAAAUUAUAAAUCGCUUAUAAAGAAUUUACUUAGUUUUAGUCGUAUUAUAAUUCUUUUUUGUAUAUUUUUGCAUUUUGACAGUCUAGUUUUUAGUUUUAGUUAUGUGUUUUGAUAGUUAUUAAUUGGAAAAAGUAUAGAGUAAUUGACUUUUACUUUGUAGAACUUAACAAUUUUCUAGAUUAUUUAGAAAAACUAUUUUUUUCUUUGCAUGAAAAUAUUAAUUUGUGAAUUGUGUGCAUCUGGAUUGCGGGGACACCUAUCACUAUCACGAUAUUAGUUUUUUAAAAUUUAUUGUAGACGAGUCUUCCAAUCAAGAUGAUCACGUCAUAUUUUUUAUCACAAUGGUGUUUUUUUUUAGUUUGGCUGUUAUGUUUAAGCUUGUUUUUUUUAAAGGUUGCAUUUUUAACUGUACGUCAAUCUUUCUGACCACUAUUAUCUGACGCAAACGUAU